Messenger RNA from Daphnia carinata, 1543 nucleotides. It is a transcript of the gene Arp1, whose product is annotated as alpha-centractin-like. Lineage: Eukaryota; Metazoa; Arthropoda; Branchiopoda; Diplostraca; Daphniidae. The coding region runs from base 196 to 1221 and encodes 341 amino acids. The transcript has 7 exons. The record is from RefSeq and is a predicted model, not a curated record.
ACGGCCAGUAGGUGGAUGAAAUCCUUCGACCAGACGUCACGGUACUGCUGUAGAGCGCAGCGAGUGUUUCGGGUUUUUUUUUACUUCGGUCUGCUAUACUGCCACCAGUUCCUGUCUUCUUACAUUACCCAUCACUCUAUUGAUACCUGCCCCAUUAGGUGAUAUUUAUGCAAGUCAAAGUAAAUUUAUCGCAUUAUGGAUGCCUAUGAUGUAAUAGUUAACCAACCGGUUGUUAUCGACAACGGUUCCGGAUUAAUCAAAGCAGGAUUUGCUGGUGACCAGGCUCCCAAAGCCCAUUUCCCUAAUUAUGUUGGGAGACCAAAACAUGUACGUGUCAUGGCUGGAGCUCUUGAAGGAGAUAUGUUUAUUGGUCCAAAUGCUGAAGAACACCGUGGGCUAUUGAGCCUAAAAUAUCCAAUGGAACAUGGUUAUGUGAAUGACUGGUCUGAUAUGGAACGAGUAUGGCAGUAUGUAUACAGCAAAGAACAGCUCAACACAUUUGCAGAAGAACAUCCAGUUCUUCUUACUGAAGCACCACUUAACCCCCGCCACAACAGGGAGAAAGCUGCUGAAAUAUUUUUUGAUUCUUUUAAUGUUCCAGCUCUAUUUGUAUCUAUGCAAGCUGUUUUGAGCUUGUAUGCCACAGGCAGAACAACUGGUGUUGUUUUAGAUUGUGGAGAUGGUGUAACUCAUGCUGUACCUAUUUAUGAAGGAUUUGCCUUACCACAUUCAAUUAUGAGAUCUGAUCUAGCAGGAAGGGAUGUUACUAGAUAUUUAAGGUUACUUCUACGAAAGGAAGGCUAUAUAUUCCGCACCAGCUCUGAAAUGAAAGUUGUCCGAACGCUAAAGCUGUGUGCUUGUUAUCUGUCAUCAAAUCCUCUUAAAGAAGAGAGCAUUGCCGAUGCUGAUAAGGCUACCUAUGCGCUUCCUGAUGGCUCUAGUAUUGAAGUAGGCGCUGCACGAUUCCGAGCUCCCGAAGUAUUAUUCCGUCCAGAUUUGAUAGGGGAAGAGUGCGAAGGUCUGCAUGAGGUUUUGGUCUUCGCCAUUCAGCGGUCAGAUCUGGAUUUGAGAAAAACUUUGUAUCACAACAUUGUACUUUCCGGUGGAUCUACUCUCUUCAAGGGUUUUGGUGAUCGCUUAUUGUCAGAAGUAAAGCGUUUAGCUCCACGUGAUGUUAAAGUUCGAAUGGCUGCCCCGCAAGAAAGGCUGUAUUCGACAUGAAUUGGUGGUUCAAUUCUGGCAUCACUCGACACUUUCCGGCAAAUGUGGGUUUCCAAGCGAGAAUGGGACGAGGAAGGUGCGCGAGCAAUUCAUCGUAAAACUUUUUGAAAAUUUAUUUAUUUUUUUUAUUUUACAUUUAUUUGGGCUUCAAAUCCUAUUAAGCAAUUCAUUGUUUACCGUUCCUUCUAUUGCCUAAACUAUUCUUUUUCUUAUUUUUCCGCCUUUUUUUCAAAAAGAAAAUGGGAAAUGAUAUAACUUGAAUGUGCACACUUUUCUCCCUCAUUCUACCGCAGCUGAAAAUAAAAAGCAGUCAAGUCAUUAA